AUGAAGACACUGGGCCUGCUCGGCGGCAUGAGCUGGGAGUCGACGACGACAUACUACCAGGAGAUCAAUCGCCGCGUCCGCCACGUUCAAGGCGGCUUGCAUUCUGCUCGAUGCGUCAUCUUCUCCUUCGACUUUGCCGAAAUCGAAGCGCUGCAGCAUGCCGACAAAUGGAAAGAGGCCGGCGACCUCCUGAACGACGCAGCGGCCAAGCUGAAGCUCGCGGGCGCGGACGCCAUCGUGCUGUGCACCAACACGAUGCAUUUUGUUAGCGACGGCAUCGAGGCAGCCUCGCAAUUGCCUCUCAUUCACAUUGUCGAUCCGACUGCCGACCGAAUACUCCAACGCGGGUUUAGCUCCGUUGGGCUAUUGGGCACGCGCUUCACGAUGGAGAAGGAGUUUUACAUGACACGGCUGGCCCAAAGGUACGGCUUGACGGUCAUCGUCCCUGAUGAAUCGGACCGCGCCAUUGUUCAUUCAAUUAUCUAUACCGAGCUUUGCAAUGGGAUCAUCGCCGAGGCGUCGCGAGAAGCAUACAGCAAGGUGAUCAGGAACCUCGCAAAGGCCGGCGCAGAGUGUCUCAUCUUGGGCUGUACAGAGAUUGGGCUAUUGGUGAACGAGGCAGACUGCGAGCUUCCAGUGUUCGACACGGCGCAAAUACAUGCCACUGCUGCCGCGGACUGGGCCAUGUCAAUUGAACCCGCCAGCAACAACUAG
Messenger RNA from Purpureocillium lilacinum, 714 nucleotides. RefSeq lists its product as uncharacterized. NCBI's taxonomy places the organism in Eukaryota, Fungi, Ascomycota, Sordariomycetes, Hypocreales, Ophiocordycipitaceae. The record is from RefSeq and is a predicted model, not a curated record. Gene Ontology annotation, molecular function: amino-acid racemase activity.